Molecule: messenger RNA, 1741 nt
Organism: Panicum hallii
Lineage: Eukaryota; Viridiplantae; Streptophyta; Magnoliopsida; Poales; Poaceae
Product: thaumatin-like protein 1
Exons: 5
Coding region: 802-1539 (245 amino acids)
Biological process (GO): defense response
Cellular component (GO): extracellular region
Source: RefSeq, a predicted model, not a curated record
UCUUUCUUUUUUUUUCAUUUCUCCAUUUUCACUUUCUCGUCUCUCUGUCCUCUCUCAAUUUCUUUCUCCUUCCCACUCUCCUUCAUUCCCUAGAUCUAGCUGCAGGGAGGGCGCGCUACCUGAAGGAGCCGUGGCGAGCGGCAACACGCUGGAGUGGCGGCGAGUGGCAACAUGCUCGAAAACAGUGACUCGGCAGAUCCCACCCAAACUAAUAUCAGCGUAGCGGCGGCAGGCACAAUGGUAAGCUCCCAAAGCGAGAACGAUGGCUCCAAGGCCGGAGUGGCCAGAUCCAUGCGGGGUGUAGGGUGCUGCCAGAUCCACUCACCAGAGGGACCAGAUCUGUAUGGGUGCCAUCUAAUCCGGUCGUCUGAGCAACCUAAUCUGCACGGAUGCCGCCGGGAGGCAGGGGAAUGAAGAGGGGUGCACACAUGAGGCAGAGAACGUGGUCAGGAGGGGGACGAUCCGGACCUGCUGCUGUUGGAGAUCGACUGUAACAAGCCCCCUUCACUCCAAAUAAGUGGGUACAGCAAGCAUCCAAUGGAUGUAGCCAGGUGAGCCGUCCGGACGAUAAUUGUUUCCACUUAUAUUACUUCUCGAAAUAUAGCUUUGUAGAUCGUAGAUGAUCUUCAAUUUACUGAUGAGUAUCCUUUGAAAUUAAUAUGCAUUGAUCUCCUAUAAUAACAUUUUUUUUCAAAUUCGGCUAUAAAUUACUGCCGCCUAUGCACUUCACCACACCAUCUCUGUUGCACAAGUUCAAAAUUCUUUUUGGUGCCUGCUGCCUAGUUAUCCACAGAGGCCACCAUGGGAAGCUCCUCAACCAUUUCUUUGCUCUUCUUCUUGAUCCCAGUUCUUCUGCCAGGCGCCAUGGCAACAAUUUUCGUGUUCACAAACAGGUGCCCGGAGACGAUCUACCCCGGCGUGCAGACGAACCCCAACCGGCCGGCGUUCCCGACCACCGGCUUCGCGCUGCCGCCCGGCCCCGACGCCGCCUUCCCCGGCGUCCCCGCCGGCUGGUCAGGCCGCAUCUGGGGCCGCUACCGCUGCGCCACCGACGCCUCCGGCAGCUUCGGGUGCGCGUCCGGCGACUGCGCCACGGGGCACGUCGAGUGCAACGGCGCCGGCAACCAAGCGCCGAGCACGCUGGCCGAGUUCACGCUCAACGGCCAGGGCGGCAGGGACUUCUACGACAUCAGCAACGUCGACGGCUUCAACGUGCCCAUCCAGAUCCUGCCGUACGGCGGCCAGAGCUGCGCGACGGUGACCUGCGCCGCCAACAUCAACGCGGCGUGCCCGCCGGAGCUGGCGGCGCGGGCGGCGGGCGGCGCCACGGUGGGGUGCCGGAGCGCGUGCGGGGCGUUCAACACGGACGAGUUCUGCUGCCGCGGGGAGUUCGGGAGCCCGGACAGGUGCCGGCCCAGCAGGUACUCGCAGUUCUUCAAGGCGCAGUGCCCGCUGGCCUACAGCUACGCCUUCGACGACGGGAGCAGCACCUUCACCUGCGCCUCCGGCGGCAAUUACCAGAUCAUCUUCUGCCCUUGAUUAUAUUAAUCUAGUUUUUCCUGCUGGAUUUCGGAACUGUGUUUCAAAUUGAAUAAUCGUUGUUGCAUCUCUCGAGCUACUGUUUAAUUAGGUUCAGGAUUUAACUGAUUUUCACUGUAACAUGCCCGUAUUUGUUGGUACGGCUUCAACUCUUUUCCUAAGAUCAGACUACUGUGUGUUUCAAUGGCACUAGUGCCUUCAA